AUGGUUCUAUUUAUUUUGCCUAUUUCUUUAAUUUUAAUUAACUGCUUUUUUAUUUUAAUUAUUUUUUAUAAUUUUUAUUGGAAACGUCGAAAUUUGCCGGAUGGGCCUAUUCCUUUACCGAUAAUUGGAAAUGCUUUAGAAAUUAGUAAAGCUGAUAGACGAUAUAAAUGUUUUGCUGAUUGGGCUAAAAAAUAUGGCCCUGUCUAUACAAUUUGGAUAGGAGAACAGCCACUGGUUAUUAUUACUGAUUAUGAGCUUAUAAAAUCAGCAUUUAUUAGAGAUGGCGACACCUAUGUUGAUAGAGAUUUUUUAAUCAAACAUUUUACUUUGUUUUUUGGUUCUGUUGACGGUAUAAUUCGUACAAAUGGAGAGCAAUGGAGGCAGAUGCGCAAAUUUUUUUAUAAGGCUAUGCGCGACUAUGGAAUCGAUAAAGACACGGUUGAAAAACAGGUUUUAGAUGCAGUUUUCCGUGCUAUUGAUAAAAUCAAAAAUGAAAAGUUAAUGGGUAAAUUAGAACAUUCAAUUGAUAGAGAAGUUGAUUUAAUGACUGGUUCUAUUAUUAAUCAAAUAAUGCUUGGAUUUUCAUUUUACGGGGAAAGAUUUAAGGAAUUUUCUGGUUUAAAACAAUUAUUGGAUAUACAACAAGUUUAUUUUAUUAGUUUUUGGUCUUUACUGAUCGAAAUGUCCCCUUGGAUUAGACAUAUUCCAAUUUAUGUAAAACAUUUUUACAAUUAUGGAAAGAAAGCAACAGAAAGUAUAUUUGAAUAUUCACAAAAAGAAAUUGAUAAAAGAAUUGAAGCUAGAAAAGAUCCAAAUUAUUUACCGGAAGACGGAAUGGAUGUUUUAGAUCAAUUUUUGGAAUCUGUUGAGGAAACUGAUCAAAAUGAUCCAGAAAAUUAUUACAAAGUUAAAUACUUAACUGCUUUUGUUUAUGAUAUGUUUUUAGCUGGACAGGAAACAACAUCAAAUACAAUUAAUUUUUUGAUUCUUUAUUUAAUGUUAGAUCAAAGUUCACAAGAAAAGUUGCAAAAUGAAUUAGAUAAAGUAAUGGAAGAAAAAAGAGGGUUGGCUGAAGAAACUGGGGAAGAAUUUGAUGGAAAGUUCCGUCAAUCUGAUCGUACUAAAUUAAAUUAUACAAAUGCUGUUGUUAAUGAGACUCAACGCUUAUCAAAUCUUCUUCCAUUAAAUUUAACGAGAGUAGCCAAUAAAGACGUUAAAAUUGGUGGUCACAAUUUAAAGGCAGGGACUGUAGUUAUACCCCAAAUUAGCACUGUUCUAUUUGAUGAAAGAGUAUUUUCGAAUAUUUUUGGAUUAAAAACAAUUAUUUUAAAGAUAUUUCCUGAUCCAGAAAAAUUUAUUCCCGAACGUUUUCUUGACGAAAAUGGCCAGUUUAAAAAAAUAGAAGAAAAUAUACCUUUUGGUGUUGGAAAAAGUUGUGCCGGCGAGGCUUUAGCAAGGAUGGAACUUUUCCUUUUUACAGCUAAUUUUUUCUAUAAAUUUAAUGUAAAAAAUAAAAAUAUAUCUUAA
Molecule: messenger RNA, 1527 nt
Organism: Meloidogyne enterolobii
Lineage: Eukaryota; Metazoa; Nematoda; Chromadorea; Rhabditida; Meloidogynidae
Source: the annotation of a GenBank genome assembly